UCAGGGUGCGGCCAGUAACGACCAGCGCCAUCUAUUUGUGCUCGUGAAGAGUCUCCAUUUUAACAGUCUGGUGGAAAACUUUUGAUGUCUGAACACGGAAGUGCUCAAACAUCAGAGGUUUUCCAUACUUCAGAUUAGGGUUGCAAGAAACAUUAGAGGGAAGACGUGUGCUAAAAGUCCCCACCUUUGCAGCUUCACACCUGAAAUCAACCAAGAGAUUUUAGGAGUCAUCGGAAUGGAGACCUGUAACUCAUUGAAAACAAACGUUUGUUCUGAUUUUCCACGCCCCAAUGGAAUAAAAGGUGCAGCUUAUCUGAAACGGGUGUCAAGCAAAUUGCUUGAACUUAGACGCAAGAAGUUCUCCUUAAAUAGUCCAACUGGUGCCACGUUGACGAUCGGACCACUGGAGGACACGGAGUACAGAGAGAAUCCUGGUGAGCUGGACGGGUGCAGCAAGUUCUAUCUUUCUACGACAGGAAAAAUGGAGGUCAUCGGUUACGUGGAGGGCACACAUUACCCUUGUGAGCAGCUCAUCCUGAUGAUAUGUGGCGAUGGGAAGAUGUAUGGUUAUGAUGGAGAUGAGCUUCAUGAGGUGGCUUCCAGUCUGAGCCAUCUCUUUGAAGUGGGAAUAGACUACCCUGCAUCCAGUAGCUAUUACUAUGGGGAGGCCUUCAAACAUAUGACCACAGAGGACUGGGACACGGUGAGGAGCAGCCCUCAAGUGAAGAAGCUGGAAGAAAAGCGCCGUGAACUGAUCGCUUCACCCUCACGCAAAUCCAAAGUCUUGGAGUUGAUUGAAAAGAGCAAACAGAAACGGAGGUUACGUCGGCAGCAUGCAGCCCCCUCACAAGCCCUCACUAAUACAUGUUGAACUUAAGAACAGCUCUUGAGUGCACUGGACUGAAGUGGUUCAGCUUGAGCCCCGACUUAAACUCCAUCCAACAUCUCUGUGGAGACUUGAAAAUGGCUCCGCCAACCAGACUGAGCUUAAAAGUGGGCAGAGAAUCUCCUGAGCUGGAUGUGUGAAUCUUGUUGCAUGAAACUCAAAAAGACGAGUUUAAAACUGCUGUCAAAGAUGCUUCAAUUCAGGACAAAAUAGAAGGUAUGAAUACAGUAGUCCCCCGCUACUUCGUGGUUCGACUUUCGUGAACUCGCUCUAUCGC
Nematolebias whitei (Rio pearlfish) is the source of this 1163-nucleotide messenger RNA. RefSeq lists its product as uncharacterized. Bases 236 to 871 code for a protein of 211 amino acids. NCBI's taxonomy places the organism in Eukaryota, Metazoa, Chordata, Actinopteri, Cyprinodontiformes, Rivulidae. The record is from RefSeq and is a predicted model, not a curated record. The transcript is spliced from 7 exons.